AUGGAUGGUCAUUUAUCGUUUUUAAGGACAGCUUGUCGACUGUGUGGAAAAGUCCUUUCAAGGAAGUCUGAUUUCGCUGACAAAAGUUUAUUUAAAAAUGAGUUAUUGAACCAGUUUCAAAUAAACAUUGAGGAAGACUUGGAAGAAAUCUAUCCCAAUAGUAUCUGCGCUGGAUGCAAACGAUCACUUUAUCGAAUUCGUGGCAAUACAGAUGUACAUGCCAAAGUGUCGACCUCAAAACGACCUUAUUUGUGGACAAGUCACUCUGAAGGAAACUGUCCAUGUAAUAAGAAAGCCAGAGGGCGUCCUCCAAAAAGUGUUGAAGAAAAGGUUGUGACGAAAGAUAACGAAAGUGACACUGAGAGCGGUGAGGAAACUGAAACAGAAGAAGAGAGGAAUUCUUGCCAAGAAUUCAGUGCACUAAUUGAAAACAUUCCAUUGUUGGAUAGAGAGUUGGCCCUUGCAUGUGCCACGGAACUUGCUUACCAGUUUAAUCUCAUUUUUCUGUACAGAGAGAACCUUGAAACAUCCAUUCGUUGUUUGAACAGUCAAGAUAAAAUUAAUCUGACUUCAAAAAUUUUCGAGCUAGAAAAAGAAAAUAUCAAAAAAGAUAUUUCAUCCUGUAGUCAAACCUACAAAAGUCUGCCUGUGCUCUUGAAAGUUACACCUCAUACAUGGGUUUACGCCAGAAAUUCCAUUCUUGCUUCUGCAUUUAAUGCACUUGCAAAUGAAAAAACUCAACCUUUUCAGAAAGCUGUCAGUGUUGAUCAACUUUGUUCCCUAGUGCAGCCAUCUUUCAUUAGCCCCUUGAUGUUUGCAUCAAAUUUACUUGCAUACUCAGUCACUCGUAGCAAGCUUGUCCUAAAUAUCUAUGGGAAGUUGCAUCCUGCUGGUGGUAUCACAACUGCCAGAACGUGGCUGAAAAAUUUGACCAUGGAUGUCUCUCAAGUUCCUGGUGGUGAUAUUCUUGCUGCUAUUGACAAUGAUCAAGUACUUAUCAAAAAAUGGACUGUCCGAAAGGAUAACCAAGCACAGAUUAGUGUUCUAACCAGUGUUUGUGUGGCUCCAGUCCAUCCAGGGGGGACUUUGCAGUGGGACCAAAGUCUUUCUCCAGGGUAAGUAAAAGUGUACAUGGUCACUCCAAGUCUGUUACAUGUACUUAUUAUUUCUGUAAUAUUUUGUUUUUAAUUUGCUUUAAUAUUUUACACUUAAAUGCGGAAAAGCGGCAAGCUGUAACAGCUGCACUGAUAACUAAGGCAAGGAACUUAAUGAACGACCUGGGUUGCCACUGGUCAGGAAAUGGUUAGGGAAAAGAAAAAUUCACAAAAUUUACAUGUAACAUGGUCCUUACUCUUUAGGGGAUGCAGUUUUCUGGUAAUAACAGUUUUGUGUUAAAGCUAAGCGAGAGAGAGAGGGAGUGUACUUUCCACUGAUAUGUACAACUACCUACAUUAUUUAGAAAUUGUAGAAAUAAAAAUAGUCAUGUAUUUCCUAAAAAUCAGUAAUGAUUGUUCAGGGUGUAAGCUCAAAUGAUAUUUUUUUGUACCAGGAACUGUCUUGAAAGGUUACAUGUACAAUGUAGCAACUAAUACUUCUUGUCACAGCAACAUGUUCAAUGUAUACAAUUUAUAUUUGUUUCAGUUCAUGGUCUAAAAGAAGUGAACUUUGGAAGAAAAGUGAAGAGGAUAAGGUAAAGCUUUUGGACAUGUGCUCUGCUUCAGAGGACAACAAGGGAUUGAUUCGCCACGAGGUAAAGGCUUUCAGAUGAGCAAACGUAUGCAAGAUACUUUUGAUUCCUACCUUAGAGACGGUCGAUCAUUUUUGCUUUCUGUAUUGGCUAGCAAGCUACCUCAGACACAAAGAAGUUUUUGUUUUAGCUAUCUGUAGAGCACGUAGCCAGUUUACUGGAAAACAGAUUUUGCGGUCUCAAAUCACAAGAAAUUUACAUUUAAUGUCUCAUGAGAAGUGUGACUGGUUUUCUAACAUGCACUGAUUUUGAAGGAAUUUAUUUAUAAGCUGUCUAUCAUAACCAAAUGCCUUAACACACAUGUACACACAAUCAGUAGUAAUUUAUUGGUGUUGGAUUUAUUAAAAGUAAUUUGAAUUUAAUUUGCUUUUGCAUUACCGUGCUUAGUGUUUCGUUUAAAUACCUUGCUCAUGCCACUUUCUCCACCAACUGCAACACAUUGUAAUAAUUUUUGACAUUGCUUAAAUAUUGAUAACACUCUUCUAUUUUCUUAUGACUUCAGAACAAAAAGAUGAUCCAUGAACUUCUUCAUGAUUUGCUAAUGGAGCAAAAUAAAGUCAACGGUGAAUGGAAAGAUGACAUUGACCUGCGUGUAGAUGAAUUAAAAGCGAAUGAAGGAAGACAUGUUUGCCCUGUUUGCCAAACAACAAUGGAACGGACAAGGAGGAAGUGUGUCAAUCCUGAUUGCAGGGUCAGCCUUAAAGCUGCUGAAAGGCAAGUUCAGGGGAGCGACAUUUUGGGUACUGCACUGAUAGCCCCCAUUCGUUGUUAUCAGCAAUGGGUCAAAGAGACCCAGUUUGGAUUCACCAUUGAUGAAAAUGAGGAGGGACAUAUUUUUUGGAAAGAGAAGUUGUCAGAGUGCCAUAAUGAAUUUCAGCAUGUCCCCUCCAACCAUCCUGACCACCCUGUCAAAGUUGUAGCAGGUGACCCAAUCUUUGUAAAUCCUAAUUCAUCAGAUGCCUUGAAGGAAGUAUUGCGCAGGGUUGGCAAGGCAUCCAAUGUGAAGCGCUACAACCCACAUGAUCCUCAAGCUCCUGAGUGGCUUAACAUCACAAUAGAUGGUUUGCCCUACCUGGUGUGCAGGGGAGUUAUUAAUGAUGUUCUGCUUUGUUCCGAAUGUGGGGAGGAGGUUGAAAAGGCUAGUGUUAGUGAGCACUGUAUCAAAAGCCAUCAGGGGCAGCAGUGUAGUACUGUGCAAGAAUUUGACUGGGUUGUGCUCUGCAUUGGCAAGUUUCAUUUAGAAAUGAACAUGGCACGUCAUUUUAUUGACUUGAACUGGGACAUAUUUCUGUCCAAGCUAGCUAGUGAGUUGGGAUUUGUUUCGGAGAAUGCCCAGAGGUAUAUGCGGAAGGGUUCUGAUCAUCACAAGACAAUUUGUCGGUGUUGA
Molecule: messenger RNA, 3134 nt
Organism: Porites lobata
Lineage: Eukaryota; Metazoa; Cnidaria; Anthozoa; Scleractinia; Poritidae
Source: the annotation of a GenBank genome assembly